Penicillium verrucosum is the source of this 1230-nucleotide messenger RNA. It is a transcript of the gene trm10, whose product is annotated as tRNA (guanine(9)-N(1))-methyltransferase. Gene Ontology annotation, biological process: tRNA N1-guanine methylation. The transcript has a single exon. Lineage: Eukaryota; Fungi; Ascomycota; Eurotiomycetes; Eurotiales; Aspergillaceae. The coding region runs from base 1 to 1230 and encodes 409 amino acids. Gene Ontology annotation, molecular function: tRNA binding. Gene Ontology annotation, cellular component: nucleus. The record is from RefSeq and is a predicted model, not a curated record.
AUGGAGGAGCAAGAGCGACCUCGGAAAUUAGCCAAAAUUGACCACGACGAAGAUACCACCCACGAGAUGCUCGGCCCUGCCAUGACUGGAGCUGUUGAUGUUGCUGGCAACGAACCAGAGCCCGAGUGCGCUCAGAUUGGCAAUGAACCUCUCGAUCUCUCAGAAUUUACGGUUCAGAAGGAUAAAAAACCCGGCAAUGAAUCUACACCUCAUGAUGGUGGCGAGGUAGCCGCGCCUGUUAUGUCAAAAAAUCAAAUGAAGAAACUACGCCGCGCGGAAGCUCAUCAGCAAAAGCGCGCGCUUCAAAAGUCCCAGAAGAAGGAAAAGAUCAUACAAAAGCGAGAUCGUCGCAGGGCUAUGGUCGAGGAGGCAAGGGAAAAAGGCGGCGAGGAAGCUGUCAACGAGCUACGCCAGUUAUGGCGAGGCAAGAAAGCCAAGCACACCAGGUCAACACUACUACCUCUGACGUUCGUGAUGGAUUGCGGCUACGACGAGCUCAUGUCUGAUAGAGAGCGCAUCUCAUUGGCUGGCCAGCUCACGCGAUCAUACUCAGACAACAGCCGCGCAGUAUUCAAUGGGCACAUGAUGUUCUCGUCAUUCGACAAACUACUGAAAGAGCGAUUCGACACUGUGUUGGCGUGCCAUAAAAACUGGAAGCGUGUUCGCUUUUUCCAGGAAGACUUUGUGCAUGCUGGUGAAGUGGCUAAAGAACAGAUGACAGCCGCGCGAGGAGGUCAGCUCGCUGGCCCGUUCGCUGAACAAACCGAUGCGACGCCUGAGGACGGGGAAAUCAUCUAUCUCAGCAGUGAUAGUGAGAAUACUUUGACCGAGCUCAAGCCUUACAGCACUUAUAUUGUUGGAGCGCUAGUGGAUAAGAACCGACACAAGGCAGUUUGUUACAACCAGGCGGUUGAGAAGGGAAUCAAAACUGCCAAAUUACCUAUCGGGCAGUACAUCCAAAUGGCCCAUCGUCCGGUACUGGCCACCAACCAUGUCAUUGAGAUCAUGCUUGCAUGGUUGGAGCUUCGUGACUGGGGCAAGGCGUUCAUUAAGGUUAUUCCCACCCGGAAAGGCGGAGCUUUGAGGGAAAACCAGAAAGAGGGCGAUGACAACGCCGAGAAUGACGCUGAAGAUGCGAAUGAGGAAGAGAUGGAAGCAGAGCAGAUGAAGCAGCUGGAUGAUAUUGCCGCCUUUGAGGAAGAAAGCGACGAAAAUGAAGAGAAGGAAUAG